GUUGGUGACAUGGCAGACAAUAAAACAGGCACUAGCCGCCAGUCUUUUGUAAGAGCAACGCUGUUUAUGGAAGUGGAAUGCUGAUGGUUUUUAUCCUUCCCUGAGAUCCGAUCGGAAUUUAUUAACACAAUUCACAUGGAUUACAAUUGUAUUUAAUUACUGUGGAAUACCCUGGCAAAACAAUGAGACGGCAAGUACUGUUGUUCAUUUCGGCUCUGUGUCUUUCGACGGUGUUCGGUCAGGUCAGCUACUCCAUCCCUGAGGAAAUGGAAAAAGGCUCUUUAGUGUGUAAUGUAGCCCAGGAUUUAGGUUUAGAUAUUAAACGGCUCAAAUCGGGUAGAGCACGCAUCCAUUCGGGAGAUACUACAGAAUACAUCGAACUAAAUAAAGAAAGGGGCGUCCUCUUAAUCAAAGAGAGAAUAGACAGAGAGGCGCUAUGCGGCGAAACGACGCCUUGCGCGUUACAUUUACAGAUGAUUUUAGAAAACCCAAUGGAAUUAUUUCGCAUAACAGUAGAAAUCACAGAUAUAAACGACAACGCUCCCAGCUUUGCAUCCACAGAGAAAAGAAUUGAAAUCAGUGAAUCAGCCAUCAUUGGAUCUAAAUUUGUGCUCGAAAAAGCGUUCGAUGCUGAUAUUGGUACAAAUGGUCUACAAAGUUAUACUCUCCAUCCUACCAGUAACUUUGCCUUAAAACUAGAAAAUCAAGCUGACGGAGGUAAAAAGGUAGAAAUGAUUUUACAAAAGCCUUUAGAUCGAGAGCAUCAGGAGCACAUAUCACUGUUAUUAACUGCAGUCGAUGGCGGACAGCCGCGUAUGUCAGGUACAAUGCAGAUUACUGUUAAUGUAUUAGACGUGAAUGACAAUGCUCCGAUUUUCACAAAGCCAGUAUAUAAAGCCGCAAUACCAGAGAACUCUCCCCAGGGAACAAGUAUUAUUAUUGUUAGUGCAUCUGACAAAGAUAGAGGCUCUCAUGGAGAAAUAUCUUAUGCAAUUUCAAACAGCAAGCGUCGUUUAUCCGACUUGUUUCAAAUAAAUCAAAAGACUGGGGAGGUUAUCUUGAUUGGUGAAAUAGACUAUGAAAAAGCAAAGCUCUUCCAAGUAGAUAUUGAGGCAUUAGAUAAUGGAGGACUCUCUGAUUCCAGUAAGAUCUUAAUUGAUGUAAUUGAUGUUAAUGACAACAGUCCCCAGAUUAAAAUAUUGUCCAAAUCAGACAGCAUUUUGGAAGAUUCUCCUGAAAAUACUGCAAUUGCGAUGCUGAGCAUAAAUGAUCCUGACUCUCAGAAAAACGGAGAGGUGAAAUGUAGUAUAAAUGAUGAAAUUCCUUUUAAAAUCCUCAACACAAUGAACGGAUUCUACAGUUUAGUUACAGAGGUAGCGUUGGAUAGAGAAGACGCCUCUCAAUACAAUAUAACUGUGACCUGCUCUGAUGAAGGAGUACCCUCCCUCUCCAGCAGCGUCACUCUCACCUUACAGAUCUCUGAUGUCAAUGAUAACCCUCCUGUCUUUGAGAGGAGCUCAUAUGAGGCCUACAUUAUAGAAAACAACACACCUGGUCUCUCUAUAUUCACAGUCAAAGCCACAGACUCUGACUGGAACCAGAAUGCCCGUGUUUCUUACAUACUGGAGGACUCCUCUGUUAACGGAGUGCCAGUCUCCUCAUAUGUGUCCGUUAGUGCUGAUAGUGGAGUCAUCCAUGCAGUGCGUUCUUUUGACUACGAGCAGAUCAAGGAUUUCCAGUUCAGGGUCAAAGCUCAGGAUGGAGGCUCCCCUCCACUCAGUAGUAAUGUGACUGUGAAAAUAAUGAUCCAGGACCAGAACGAUAACGCCCCACAGGUUCUGUACCCAGUCCAGACUGGUGGCUCUCUGGUGGCUGAAAUGGUGCCUCGUUCAGCAGAUGUGGGCUAUCUGGUCACUAAAGUGGUGGCUGUUGAUGUGGACUCUGGACAGAAUGCCUGGCUCUCCUAUAAACUGCAGAAAGCCACAGACAGGGCGCUGUUUGAGGUGGGCUUACAGAAUGGAGAAGUAAGAACUAUCCGCCAAGUCACUGAUAAAGAUGCAGUCAAACAAAGACUGACUGUUAUAGUGGAGGACAACGGACAGCCCUCUCGUUCAGCUACAGUCAUUGUAAACGUGGCGGUGGCGGACAGCUUUCCUGAAGUGCUGUCUGAGUUCACUGACUUUACACACGACAAGGAGUACAAUGAGAACCUGACUUUUUACUUAGUGUUGGCUUUGGCUGUAGUUUCCUUCCUCUUCAUCACGUGUGUGGUGGUCAUUAUAUCAGUGAAAAUCUACAGAUGGAGACAGUCUCGCAUCCUGUAUCACUCCAAUCUGCCAGUGAUUCCAUAUUAUCCACCACGUUACUCCGACACUUUGGGGACAGGGACUCUCCCACACGUGUACAACUACGAGGUGUGCAGGACGACUGACUCCAGAAAGAGUGACUGUAAGUUUGGCAGAGCUGGUAGUCAGAACGUGCUGAUAAUGGACCCCAGUUCAACAGGGACGAUGCAGAGGAUACAGAGUGAAAAGAGCAUCCUGGAUGAACCAGACUCUCCUCUAGAGUCUGGAAUCAGUACCAUGGACAGAGAGUGA
This is a messenger RNA of Sphaeramia orbicularis (orbiculate cardinalfish), 2597 nucleotides long. RefSeq names its product protocadherin beta-16-like. The record is from RefSeq and is a predicted model, not a curated record. Gene Ontology annotation, molecular function: calcium ion binding. Lineage: Eukaryota; Metazoa; Chordata; Actinopteri; Kurtiformes; Apogonidae. Gene Ontology annotation, biological process: homophilic cell-cell adhesion. The transcript is spliced from 2 exons. Gene Ontology annotation, cellular component: plasma membrane. Bases 183 to 2597 code for a protein of 804 amino acids.